This is a messenger RNA of Wasmannia auropunctata (little fire ant), 3220 nucleotides long. RefSeq lists its product as uncharacterized. The record is from RefSeq and is a predicted model, not a curated record. Gene Ontology annotation, biological process: nuclear envelope organization. Gene Ontology annotation, molecular function: protein-membrane adaptor activity. NCBI's taxonomy places the organism in Eukaryota, Metazoa, Arthropoda, Insecta, Hymenoptera, Formicidae. Gene Ontology annotation, cellular component: meiotic nuclear membrane microtubule tethering complex; nuclear envelope. Bases 96 to 2684 code for a protein of 862 amino acids. The transcript has 14 exons.
AUAGACUUGACGAGGGUAUGAAUCAUCAUUCAGCGGGCAAAAUGCGCACGCAUUUCGUGUUUUCUACGCGUUAACGUUAACGGGACGAAGAGAGGAUGGAGAGCGAGCAGCAUCACUAUGAGCUUCGCAGCAGGAGCAGAUCCCGCUCCCACACGCCUAUGAUCCCGACGAGCCGUCCCCUGCCGGAGCCGGAGCUGACGGAGCGUCAUUACGAUCUCAGAAGCUGGAGCCGGGAGAGAUCUCGCACGCCCGGGGAGGUGACCAGCAGCAGAAGGUCCGGCUCCAGAUCGUUAACCGGCAGCAUGAAGACGCAUGAGAAGAGCAUGGAGACCAUAGAGGAGAGCAAGGAGGGAUCCGUCACGGAAAGUCUGACGGAUAAUCAGAGCACAAAGUCCGACGGUUCGGUCGUCGUUGCGAGAAAGGCGGAACGUCGGUCGGAACGCCAGCGGGCCAAGAGGCAAAUAUUUGCCAACGGCCAGAGCGAAAGUAAGGAGGGAACGUCCGACCAGAGGGCCGAACGAAGGCGCAGGAGUGUUACGCCACGCAGAGUACUUACCAGCGACUAUUCGUCCGAGGAGGGGGAGAGGGAAGAUCCUCCGAGUAGACCCGGAUCGGCCUAUGCGAUUUACAAGCGGGCUGGCGAAUGGUGGAACGUUUUCCCAAAGACAGACUACACGUACUCGCCGACGUCGCAGUGCCGUUACGAGAUCGCCCCGGGUGUACUGGCUAUGCCCAACAUGUCGAGGCGGUCUAUACACGCGAGCGACAACGGAAGUGCCGUGCCGCAGGUCAGCCGUCGGAAUCUGAGCCAGGCCUCGCGGGGAACGACGGAGAGCGGAAUCGGCGACGUGGACACGGUCGAUUUGAAGGAGACCGCCGCCUCUCUUAUUCAUCCGUCCGAGGUGGACAGUUAUGGCAUGUCACGCGCGUGCAUGCCGAAUUCUGCGGGACGAGCGACUCUGUACAAGAGGACACAUUUAAAACAGUACACAAGUCACAAAGAAGUGGUUUACUCGAAACCUGGAUACUCUUCGGGCUUUCGGUCAAGCGGGAGCUUGUGGAACAUUUCUCCAAUCGAGACCUACGAUUCCGACCUCGAGUUGGACGAGACUUUUGCAAAAUCAUCAAAAAUGGUCAAAACUACUAAUCAGAGUUGGAGGAUCGUGCGGUGGUUCGCAUAUUUUACAACCUUCAUUGUCGCCUGCUUCAGGAAAACUGUCGAAUUCUUCGAGUUCAGAACGGAUAAGAAGAGGCAGCAUUACGUUUCGCAAGCUUAUCGAUCAUCCAAUGUGUCCAAAUGGAGCGCAUUGUGGCAAACUUUGGACCGUUAUACGCACAAUAUGUACUUCUUCUUCGUCAGAAUCCUCGUGUUUGACGCUUGGCUGUUGAGCCGAUUCACUGGCGUUAGGAAAUGGCUGCGAGAGAGAGGCCCGAAGGUUCUUUGGCUCGCGCUUCUACCGUUACUUCUUCUACUUGGUGGUUGGUGCGUAGCACAAUGUCUGCUGCCUCUUUCCGAUGUUGGAACCGUAUCCGAGACAGCGACAGAAAGAUUAUUACCUGACGUACAACGGGAAGAGCAUAAUAGUAAAAUUAUUAAAGAAAUAUUGACUAACAACGAAAUAAUCAAAGAAGACUUGGCUAGCAAAGCUGAUUUGAUCAACAGGAUAAAAACGCUCGAGAAUAGACAAACGCAUCAAAUGGAACAUCUUAUAAAUAUUACUCGGACUCUAGAGGAUCGUAAGCAAAUUGAUGCCGAUUUUCGGAAGGAAUAUGACGACAAAAUUACUAAUGUGGAAAAUAAGCUGGACGUCAGCGAGCUGAAAAAUAUGGCGUACAGCGAGCUUCAAGUUAUCAAACACGAAUUUGAAGAACUACGCAAACUGUACGCGGAAUUGAAAUCCUGUUGCGAUGUCAAUGCAGAAUUCAUCGCGAAUCAAAAUGUAGAGAAGCAUGUGGAAAGAAUUUUACUUAGCUACUUUCCUUCCGAAAUUUCGAAAGAGGAUCUCGUGACAAAAAUACGGAGCUUACUUGCGUCCCACGGCAGUGAAGGUCAAAAAAUCGUGAAUGACGAUCCCGACAAUGCGAACGUUCAUAUCUCGGACGAGCACAUACGCAAGAUAGUGAGGGAUGUUCUGCGAAUUUAUGACGCGGAUAAAACGGGCCAAGUGGACUACGCUUUGGAAACGGCAGGCGGUCAGAUUCUCGGCACGCGAUGCACUCAGCAAUACGACGUAAAGUCGAGAGCCUUAAGUUUAUUCGGUUUUUUCCUGUAUUCUGAGAGCGGCAAUCCGCGGACAGUGAUACAGGGAAAUCCGUUACAACCUGGCGUUUGCUGGGCCUUCCAAGAUUUUCCCGGGCAACUUAUAAUACAAUUGCGAAGCUUCAUUUACGUAACCGGCUUCACUCUGGAGCACGUCUCCAGAUUGAUUGUACCCGAUGAAAACAUGUCGAGCGCGCCCAAAAAGUUCAACGUUUGGGGAUUGUUGUAUGAAAGAGACCCGGAGCCAGUGAUGUUCGGGGAGUAUGAAUUCACGUAUCCCGAUGAAAGUUUGCAAUAUUUUCCAGUCCAGAACACAGAGAUCGAUAGACCAUACGAAUACAUAGAGUUGAGGAUACACAGCAAUCACGGGCAGCUAGAAUACACGUGUCUAUACAGAUUCCGCGUUCACGGAAGACCAGCUUAGGAAUUGAUCGCGCCAUAGUUCCUCUUCACAAGACAUUCGACAGGAUCGUUCGAGCCGAGCAGCAAGAACGGAGCCACAGCUCUUCUCCAAUACGUGCCUUCGACUUUACCGUUAAAAACGAUAAACGUAACAAUCGCGCGAUUUUUGUGCCGCAGCACUUUGUAACUGUACAGUUGUGAAUAGCUCGAUUAUUUAACGCUUUUGUAAUAGAUUUUCAACGAAACGAUCAAAAACACUUAUCAUGCACGCGUCGAUAUUUAAUACACACACGUAGGCGGAAGCCGUUUUUCCGUCGCCAUUCAAACGCGUUGAACGCUGUACAUAUACAUUCAAUAACGUCAAUAAUUUAUAUCGAUCAGGAAGAUUGCACGAUUGAUCGGGGGGGUCAAGGUGGGAAAAAAACCAUUACGCACGCGUGUCGGCCCGAUGGUGUUCCACAAUUUAUUGCCUAUAUAUAUAUAUAUAUAAAUGUCUUCACUACAUGGCCUUGCUAAUAGCAGUUACCCGAGUAAAACGCAUCAUGAAGAAAAAAAAAA